AGCUCUUCCGUAAGGCUUUCGACUGUUCACACCAUUUCUUCAUUUGCUCCGGGCCCGAAAACAGACGGCGUAAUAUAAAAAUAUAUUAAAGAAAAAACAGAAAAAUAAUCGAUUGUAAAGUAAAGGGGGUAAAGCUUUCCAGCUAUCUUCAGAUGGGAACUUUCUACUUCUUGGGUUUACGACCUUUGUUCUCAUUCUCAAACUCUAUAAUUGUUUCUCUAUGAUUUUUUUGGGGGUUUUUUCUCUUCAGGGUUUUAGAAAUUUGCUAUCUUUGAUUCUUGAAACCCAAUUUGCUGCUUUGGUAAGAAGAUAAACAACAAGUCAUAGAGAGUGUCCCUUCAACAACACCGUUCUGUGUCGGCGCAGGGUCACUCUCUUCUGUCGGCAUUUGUCUACAUCUUCCGCUAUUUGGGUUUCAAUAUCUUAAUUCAAGUGCACUAUUUUCGAUCUGAUCUCACCAGCUGUAACUGUUUUGAACUGGCAAAGGUGGCUGUCAAAACCAACACCAAUGUCGAUAACUCUUCCAUCAGCGCUCGGAGGUGCUGCAGGAGGGUUGGCAUUUGCGGGAUUUGUUGCCUUUCUUAUAUGGUUUUUCUUUUGCCGUAAACAAACAAAAACUUCAGAGACAGGGUCUUCUGAUCCAUCAAUUCAAGCAGGACGAAAUGUUGGAGUGGAGUUGUCGUCGUCGACAUUGAGAGAAGCUAGAAAUUUUGAGUUGCAAGAGUUGUUGUCAGCUACCAAGAAUUUUAGCGAUCGAAGUUUGAUUGGGGAAGGGAAAUUCGGAGCUGUAUAUAAAGGUUUGUUAAAUGAUGGGAUGCUCGUCGCGAUUAAGAAGCGCGCAGGUGCUCCUAGUCAAGAAUUCAUCCAAGAGGUACAAUAUCUAUCGUCUAUUCGUCAUAGGAAUCUGGUGACACUUAUAGGUUACUGUCAGGAGAAUGAUGAACAAAUUCUUGUUUAUGAGUAUAUUCCUAAUGGAAGUGUAUCUGUACACUUGUAUGGUUUGAAUGAAGAGAUUACACAGGAGAGAAUAGAGUUUAAGAAGAGGCUUUCAAUAGCUCUUGGUGCUGCUAAAGGUUUGGCUCAUCUUCACUCGUUGAGUCCUCGUUUGUUACAUAAGGAUUUCAAGACAGCCAAUGUGCUUGUGGAUGAGAAUUUUGUUGCCAAAGUUGCUGAUUUUGGAAUUCGCAACUUUUUAGGAAGAGUUGUUGAUGUUGCUGGUCCGUCAACUGAAGUAGUGGCGGCACAGCAGAUAUUUCUUGCUCCAGAGGUGAGAGAGUUUGGGCUGUUUACUGAGAAGAGCGAUGUAUAUAGUUUUGGGAUAUUCUUGCUCGAGUUAGUGAGCGGUCGUGAAGCAUCGGGAUUGUUAUCGUCAGAUUUCAUCAGCCACAACCUGGUGGAAAAUCUUGAAGUUUCGGGUAAGAUUGGUGGUGGUGGUCCAGCAGAGGGAAUGGAGGAGCUGUUUGAAGUGAUGGUUCGUUGUGUUGAGAUAACAAGCGAUAGGCGGCCUAGCAUGGGCCGAGUGGUUACAGAACUGGAACGUAUACACGAGAAAGAAAUGAGCUUCACUACUCUAAUGGGAGGAGGAGGCGGUGAAGGUUCUACUCCUGUUGUUACUCUCGGAAGUCAACUUUUCAAGUCAUCAUCAUCAACCGCCAAGUAAUAAUGAAAUUCCCCAUUUGAUUGUGCAUCUUCUUCGUCAAGUCGAGUCUAUCUUCCGUUGUUCUUAGAAGUCGUCCAGCUGCUUGCUAAGUGUACAAAAGAACAGCUGCAUUGCAUUCCAUUUGAUUAUUAUUAAUGUUGUUAUUCUUUUGGUGUUGUAAACAUUAUUGUUUGGUUUCUCUUAAUGAAUGAAAGUGGG
This is a messenger RNA of Impatiens glandulifera, 1858 nucleotides long. RefSeq names its product proline-rich receptor-like protein kinase PERK3. Gene Ontology annotation, biological process: protein phosphorylation. The transcript is spliced from 8 exons. The record is from RefSeq and is a predicted model, not a curated record. Bases 509 to 1660 code for a protein of 383 amino acids. NCBI's taxonomy places the organism in Eukaryota, Viridiplantae, Streptophyta, Magnoliopsida, Ericales, Balsaminaceae. Gene Ontology annotation, molecular function: protein kinase activity; ATP binding.